CCCUACUAAAGUAGUAAUUUUUCCUAAUUUCCAGGUUGGCCAGAGAUUUGAAUAGCUUAAAACAUUGACCCCUCGUCCUGCUUUCCGUGCAAUACCCAUUAACAUCUUUCAUUUGGAUAAAUUUAAACAAUUGAACGAUUAUGUUAAACAUGUAGCAUUCUUUCGCAAAAACCCAUCUAGAAAAGAAGUUUUAGGUAGUAUAAGGCACUUUUACAUUUUUCGGUCUCUCUCUCUCUCUUUUCUAUCAUGGCUUUUUAGACUAUGCACACCAGAAAAAAAAAAGCACAAUGAUAGCCAAAAAAUAUUUCAUGCCAUUUUGUAAAAGCUAACUAUAGCACCAUGCGCUGCACAAUGAAAAAGGAUUCAGUGUAACCUAAAAUGGUCACUUUCACCUGCAUCUUUGUAUCCAUUACAUUGCUCCUGACAUUUUUGGCCACGCUUUUUCUCACACUCAGUCUCUUUUCUAAUGAAUGGGAAUACAUCACAUACAAGACAGAAAGAGUGGAAGAUAUCGCCGAAUCCAAAAAUCAUUCUUUGGGCUGGAUCAUUACUGGACAGUUGGCUCGCAUUGAAAUUCAAGUGCCUCAUGCAACUGGUGACAACAAUCGGAGUGGUGUUGUCAGGAAAAAAGUGUUUUAUUUGUUGCCAGCUCAUGGAGGAGUCAACAAACUUUGCGUGGACAUAUCAGAACCCAUCCGAGAAAGAAUGAAAACAGAUGGUCAAAAAAGCGAAAACUGCAUUUCAUACCUUUCAAAUGAGAAAGUCAUUUCUAAAGAUUCUUGGCUUGAUCGAAUGCGUAAUUUAGCUAUGUCAUGCGCAAUUGUAUCUCUAAUACUAUUGGGCUGUUCGGCUCCUCUUGGUAUUUUAGGAAUUUUCAAGAAACAGAUCAGCACAAUAAUGGUUACAGGUGUUAUGUACAUUUUGGCAGCUGUCUUUGGCAUCUUCAACCUCGUUUUUAUGCGUUUCAAACGAGUAAAACCGGAUGGCUUUUACACAAGUACUGUAUUUGACAAAGGUAUUCCUGAAGAUUACAUGAAGACAAGAAUAUUCACUGUUGGAUGGCCACCCUCUAUAGAAUGGGCUGGUCUCUGCCUCUGCCUCAUAGCAAGCUUAUUCUGGCUCAUGUUGGCGAAAAUAUUCCGGUUUCUAAUAUUGGCUCCAUCAUGAACUUCCAAGGGAAAAACAAAACCGUCAAUCAAGUUGAAACAUUUUCAAUUGAAGAUUGCACUGGGUCAGGGCGUAAUGGGGAUGGAGGUUAAUUCCUCAGAGCCUAUGUUAUUAGCAAUGUUGCCAAUCCUUGUAUGGCAAAAAUGUAAGAACUGCUAUGAACCUGCAACCCCCCCCCCCCCCCCUCUGAAGAGAAAAUACUGGCUUGUAACAAGCAACCCUUUUCCAUGAGAAAAUUUAGUUGCGCUAGUGCAUUAUGUUGUGUGGCCGUGUUGCGUGAGUCAAGUUUGAAUUUCGACUCAAGACAAGGAAAAAGUUUUCAAUGAAGCUGAAGUAGUUGGAUUUAACAAUCAAAUAUGAUGUGAAUAAAACGAUUCAAGUCUGAUCAGAUAUAUGUUUGACUGUAGUCAAAAAAAGAUGUGUAAAUGAAUGUACUGUACUAAGCUAGUUCUGUACUAAGCGUAUUUUAUUUUUUGCUAAUACUUUUUAUGAAUGAAAAUAAAAUACAUUACAUAAAGUAUAAUAGCAACGGAACAAAA
Uloborus diversus is the source of this 1706-nucleotide messenger RNA. RefSeq lists its product as uncharacterized. The transcript is spliced from 4 exons. The record is from RefSeq and is a predicted model, not a curated record. Lineage: Eukaryota; Metazoa; Arthropoda; Arachnida; Araneae; Uloboridae. Bases 379 to 1167 code for a protein of 262 amino acids.